CUUUCAGUAGAGCUUCAAAACAAACUGCCUUAGACACCAGUGAAAACCAGGUGAACCCCACCACCCUUGUGGUGACGUGCAUUGAAAUGCAUGUUUCCUCAGAGGGAGGGUGCCAAAGUACCAGUGUUGAUGAAGAGUUAAGGCUGUACGAGUGCAAUGUGGGCGUCUUGAAGUAUCUGUCUCAUGGUGUGGAGGACCACUGGAGGCGGCUUCAAAAUGCAAGGGUUUUUGUGGUGGAGAAGGGCAUGGGGAGAAGUGACGGAGAGUUUCAGUUUUCUGUGGUUCUGCUGCUCAAGCUGGCAACCCAAGAGCUGACUUACGAGACAAAUGAAGUGCAUACCAGUGAGCCUGGGCACUUCACAGAGUUCCUGGAUGAGUUUUCACCAGAUGUCCUAGGCCAGCUCUUGAAUGAUCCCUUCUUGUCUGAAAAGAAUGAAAUAAUGGAAGUGGAACUGUCUCCGGCAUCCCCAGCGCCCCUCAUCCAGGCAGAACACAGCUACUCCCUUUGUGGGGACUCUCGACCCCAGUCUCCCUUGACCCACAUCUCGACCGAUGACAACUUCAAUGAAGGUGACCUGGAAAAUGAGGAAUGGUGUCUGGCUACAGAGCUGACUCCAGCAGCCAUAAAGACUGAGCCAGCGUUGUGUGAGACGUCAGGCCUUGCUCCCUCAGUCAGUCUCACUGUCACGGCCACGUCGCUGGAGGAGGAACCUGAGCUACAGACGGACACCUUGAUGAAACCACUGAGCCAGAAAGUUCUUCCAGAGAUUAAAUUGGAGCCCCAUGAAGUGGAUCAGUUCCUGAACCUCUCUUCCAAGGAAGCAGUGGAUCCCCUGCAUUUGCCUCCAACCCCUCCCAGCAGCCAUGGCAGUGACUCUGAAGGAGGGCAGAGCCCAGCUAGAUCGCUCCCUCCUUCCAGCCCAAUCCAAUUACAAGCCACGGCUAAAGUGACGUCGCGCACAGCUUCAGCGCUCUCUAAUUCCCCUCUCCUGACUGCACCACAUAAAUUACAGGGGACUGGCCCACUCAUCCUGACAGAGGAGGAGAAGAGGACGCUGAUAGCAGAGGGGUACCCGAUCCCUACGAAACUGCCCCUGACGAAAGCAGAGGAGAAGGUGCUGAAGAAAAUACGCAGGAAAAUAAAGAACAAGAUCUCUGCCCAGGAAAGUAGAAGAAAAAAGAAAGAAUACAUGGACAGUCUGGAAAAAAAAGUUGAGACCUGUUCAAAUGAAAAUAGUGAGCUGCGUAAGAAGGUUGAAGUCCUGGAGAAUACUAACAGAACACUUCUGCAGCAGUUGCAGAGACUUCAAGCUGUAGUUGCUGGGAAAGUGUCCCGUUCAUGUAAGGCAGCUAGCACACAGACAGGGACCUGUCUCAUGAUGGUGGUGCUGUGCUUUGCAGUAGUUUUUGGCAGCUUCUCUCAGAGCUAUGGGCCAUAUCCUUCUGCUACAAAGAUGGUUUUGCCCAGGCAGCAUUCCUCACCAGAGUCCUACACAGACUCUAUUGUGAGGUCAAGGAGUCUGCUAAUUUAUGAAGAGCCUCACCAACUGGAGGAGUCGUCAAGCCCGAUCUCCUUUGCAGAUCGCAAUGACAGGCAAGCAGACACCUCCAAGUAUGCAGCGCUGUCCCUGGAAGCUGUGCCGGGGACGCAGCAGGAUGAUAUCAUGCAGUUCACAAUAGCCAACGAGACGAGGCUAGAGAAAUCAGUGCUGCUGGGCCUGCAGCAGCACCGAGUCAACUCCGAACUAGAAGGAAAUGAAACACUGAAGAUAAUUGAAAUAGAUAGAAGAGUCAAUGCCACCUCUUAAAAAUAAAAAGGCCUUUUUUCUUCGACUUCUCUCUUUCCCACAUAUUUCCAACCAAAGUCCCCCUGACUUGUCAUCCUCAGUGAACCAAAGCACAAAAGAGAGGGAGUUCAACUUCUGCAUUGACUGGUGAGGCUGUGACUGCAGAUGGGAUCUCUUGUCUUUGUAACUCCCUUCCUCACUUCACACACAGUCCCUGUCUUUGCUUUUAUUCCUUUCCUGUCUAAUACUGCAAGGGCAGGAUUGAAUUAUGAUGACAGAUGAUGCCAGCAGUGUGCCGGUGACUGGUGGGGGUGUGUGUGCGUGCAGGCACACAUCCUAAUCUGAGCACAAAGACAUUCUGUAGAAGAGUGAAAUAUGCAAAACCGAUGGGAGCUUGUGGAUCAU
Tauraco erythrolophus (red-crested turaco) is the source of this 2192-nucleotide messenger RNA. NCBI's taxonomy places the organism in Eukaryota, Metazoa, Chordata, Aves, Musophagiformes, Musophagidae. The record is from RefSeq and is a predicted model, not a curated record.